AAGAAGAUGAGUCAAGGACCCACCCUUUUCUCCUGCGGAAUGAUGGAAAAUGGCAGAUGGAGAGACCUUGACAGGAAGUGCCCUCUUCAGCUGGACCAGCCGAGCCCUAGUAUCUGGGACUGCCUGCCCGAGAAGGGUCCGGACAGCUCCCUCUGGUCAAGGGAGGCGGCGGCUACCUGCUCGGUGACCAGCCUGAUCAAAGACCUCAGCCUUAGCGACCACAACGGCAACCCGUCCGCGCCGCCCAGCAAACGGCAGUGUCGCUCCCUGUCCUUUUCCGACGAGCUGUCCAGCUACCGGACAGCAUGGCGGCCGCUGGGGUCCAAGGUCUGGACGCCCGUGGAGAAGAGGCGCUGCUACAGCGGGGGCAGCGUGCAGCGCUACUCCGGCGGCUGCUACCCCAUGCAGAGGAGCUCCAGCUUCAGCCUCCCCUCCCGCGCCAACACGCUCUCCUCCUCGUCCUCCUCCUUCUCGGACCCGGCCGGCUCUCGUGGCAGAUGGGGCGGGCAGCCCUGCCUCGGGGUCCUGGGGUCAGCUGCCCAUGGGCAGGCUGGAGACGUGUGGCCCAGCGAUCCGGCUUCCAUCCAGCGGUCCCUCUCGUGCUCCCACGAGCGGUUCUCGCUUUCCGAAUAUUGCUCCCCCUCCGCCAGCAGCACCCCUGCCUCCACCCCAGAGCUGGCACGACGAUCGAGCGGCCUGUCCCGGAGCCGAUCCCAGCCUUGUGUCCUUAAUGACAAGAAAGUGGGAGUGAAGCGGCGGCGGCCCGAUGACCCUCAGGAGCUAAGGCCCUCCCUGGACCUUGCCAAGAUGACACAGGUAAGGCCUCUCUUAGCCCUGAGCGGGCAGCAGAGGGAGACCAGGGCCCCGAAGGGGAGGCUUUGUCUUGGGAGGGGCCAACGAUUGUCCAAGCAGUCCAGGCCUGGCCAGGAGCCUCCCUCACGGAAAGAGACUCCCCCAGGAGAAGUCCCCGUGGCGAACGACUGA
Gracilinanus agilis (Agile Gracile Mouse Opossum) is the source of this 984-nucleotide messenger RNA. It is a transcript of the gene FAM53B, whose product is annotated as family with sequence similarity 53 member B. Bases 7 to 984 code for a protein of 325 amino acids. The transcript has 2 exons. Gene Ontology annotation, biological process: protein import into nucleus; positive regulation of canonical Wnt signaling pathway. The record is from RefSeq and is a predicted model, not a curated record. Gene Ontology annotation, cellular component: nucleus. NCBI's taxonomy places the organism in Eukaryota, Metazoa, Chordata, Mammalia, Didelphimorphia, Didelphidae.